Messenger RNA from Neogale vison (American mink), 741 nucleotides. RefSeq names its product chibby family member 3 (gene CBY3). Lineage: Eukaryota; Metazoa; Chordata; Mammalia; Carnivora; Mustelidae. The record is from RefSeq and is a predicted model, not a curated record. The transcript is spliced from 2 exons.
AUGGGGCCAGGCCUGGGACAGCAGCUCAGCACCUCCAACACACCCUCCAGCAGUGCCCCUGGCUCGCCUUCAUCAUUCUGGACACCGGGUCUCCAAAGGCAAGGGCGCAGCCCCGGUCGCCCAAGUCCUCGAGGUUCGGCACCGGGCACCCGCACGCCCGACAAGGCCCACUAGGCCCUCGACCUGGAGGCCUUCAGGUGCCCGGCGUCGGGCCACGCCGGCCGCCUGUGGGAGCAGUUGCGGCAGUUCUGGGUCGACCACUUCUCGCGGCGCUUCUCGCCGCGGCGCCCGCCGCUACGCCGCAUCUCCUCCAUGUCCACCUUCUACCUGCUGGACCACCGGACGCGCCAGGCCGAGCUGGGCCUCAGCUACGGCGCGCCGCGCACGCGCCUGAGCGACGAGGACUUUGUGUUCCGCGGCGGUCGCUGGACCGCCGAGGGGCUCCCCCUGCGGUCGGGGCCGCCGCUGUCCCCGCCGACCAUCUCGGGCUGGGAGCCGCCGGUGCAGCGGGUCAAGAGCCAGGUACUGCUGGAGGAGAACAACUACUUGAAGCUGCAGCAGGAACUGCUCAUGGACAUGCUGACUGAGACCACGGCGCGCAUGCACCUGCUGGAGAAGAAGCUGGACACCGAUUCCAGCCCGGCGGCGGCGGCGGCGCGCGCCUGGCAGAGGAAGAUGCGCAAACGCGAAGGCGCGAGCGGCGUGCUCAUGAUCGAGCCGCGCGCUCUGGAGUCGCGGUGA